This is a messenger RNA of Limulus polyphemus (Atlantic horseshoe crab), 489 nucleotides long. Its product is annotated as GATA-binding factor 5-B-like. The transcript is spliced from 4 exons. NCBI's taxonomy places the organism in Eukaryota, Metazoa, Arthropoda, Merostomata, Xiphosura, Limulidae. Gene Ontology annotation, biological process: positive regulation of transcription by RNA polymerase II; cell fate commitment; negative regulation of transcription by RNA polymerase II. The record is from RefSeq and is a predicted model, not a curated record. The coding region runs from base 1 to 489 and encodes 162 amino acids. Gene Ontology annotation, molecular function: RNA polymerase II cis-regulatory region sequence-specific DNA binding; DNA-binding transcription factor activity, RNA polymerase II-specific; zinc ion binding.
AUGGUGUAUGCAACUGAGAGCGAAUUUCUGGGAGAGGGUCGAGAAUGUGUAAACUGUGGCGCCAUCUCUACGCCAUUAUGGCGAAGAGAUGGAACAGGUCAUUAUUUGUGUAACGCAUGUGGACUUUAUCACAAAAUGAACGGCAUCAACCGGCCGUUGAUCAAGAACCAGAGACGCCUAUCAGCUUCUCGCCGAGUUGGGCUGGCUUGUUCUAAUUGUCGUACAAACACUACCUCCCUCUGGCGACGGAACAGUUCAGGAGAACCUGUAUGCAAUGCAUGUGGACUCUACUACAAACUUCAUGGGGUGAACCGACCACUGGCUAUGAAAAAGGACAGCAUUCAAACAAGAAAGCGAAAACCCAAAACCAGUGUUAGUAAACCUGGAGAAGUGUCCUGUAUCCCUGCUACCUCUGGUAAUUCUAUAUCCUUCAAGCAAAACGAUACUAUGGGUAAGUACUCUCGCAAUUGCAUCAAUAUAUAUUGUUAA